UGUUGCGCAUGCGUUCUUUAGGGUAAAUUAAGUGCGAAGUUUUGUCGAUUGUAAAAAUGCUGAAUAUCGAACUGAUAGUAAAACCAUGUGUUUUGGAGAACUGCAAGUCGAAAAUGAAGUAGAUAACUAUUGCACGUUAACGGAAAAACUCAAGUAUUUGUCAACACGAGCAUCAGUCUGGUUUUAAUGGUUUAGUUUGAAGCAGAAGGCCCUGUUCCGUAUUUGUUUAGGCCGUCCAGAUCAUAUAAACAGUUGCAGACAGGGCAGCAUUACACCUCAUCGUGUUCUUGCAGCGGAAAGUUUAAUAUUUUCGAAAGGAUUUUCCAUAUUUUUGACGGCCAGUUACUUAUUGACGGGUGUCCAAAGGCCCUUGAAAUAUACACAGCACACCACUCAUGGUACAGAAGGAGAGGACCAAUCGCUCAUAUUUCCUGGAGUGCGGAAUUGAAAAAUUAGACUAAACUCGGUAUGAUGGAAAGAAAGCAGAGAAAUGGCUCUACAGGAAGUGAUGCAUUUAUUACCUUACAACAAAAGAAUGACGUCAGAGUCAAAUUGGAGUACCAAGGAGAAAGAAGGAUCAUCCCUUUGCCACGUCCUGUCAUGUUGGAUCGACUUCAGGCAAAAAUCAAGGCCGCCUUUGGCAAGAAGCUCACCGUGAAUUACGUCAACAAUGCGAUUUCAAUCCCGAUCGAGCACCAGGAAGACCUCGAUGGGGCUAUUGCUCUUCUGGACCAAAGUCCAUUAAUCACAAGCCUGAGACUGUUCCUCACAGACGAUUACGAGGAAGCACGCAACGCCGACGAUGGCUAUCCUGCUAACGGAUCGCCCUUUGACCACCCGUUUCAUACAUUUCAUAGACGCACGUACACCGACCCUGAUAAAUACCCCUUUAAUGGGAAAAGUAGGCCAGUUCCAGUCAGAUCGAAGUCAAAUCCGGAAGAAAUCCCCUUUGGCUCACCAGACUCUCCAGACCUUUCCGGAUUACGGUCCUAUUCGAUGUUCAUUUCGUCAAAUGGAAGGGGAUCCCCUUCACCACCACCGGGCUAUCACCCGGAGCCAAAUUUCUCAUCUCACACUCAAUCUUUCCACACAAUUAAGGGCGAGGGUGAAUUUAUACCUGAAGAUCAUGACCAUCAAAACCCAUUCACUUUCGAUUUCUUCGACCCAUUGGAACACAGUGAGGUGCGCAUUGCUUCGCGUCGAAGCAGAGAUAGCAUAUUCGGAUCAACACCAGCAUUAUCAGACAGCCCUAGGUGGAUCUCCGGAACUCCAGAUGCUUACGCCCUUUAUAAAGGGAAACGACGACCUUCGAGCGCUCUUCUGCUCGACAGCUCCAUCGAUGACUAUGAGAGUUUCAUCAGCAUUAAAUCAGGGACGUAUCCCAGAAGAAGACACACAUCAGAAAUGUCAUUGAAUCACGUCGAUAUUAAUGAUGAUUACCUGUCAAUGCCACAGUUCUUGAUGCGUUAUGAUUCGCGGCAUAGCGCGGGAAACAGCAGCAGUAGUAGUGGCCUCGUCUCGGAUUAUGACCCAGUCAAAGAUGUUGACCGCAUGAGUGAGCAAUUCCGAACAAUUUCAACAAGCAACAAAGAGCAAGGCUGUCCUAGAAAUUUCAAGAAACUCAGAUUAGUUGGAGCCGGAGCAUAUGGACAAGUGUAUUUGUGCGUGGACAAUGAUUCUGGUAAAGAGCUUGCAAUGAAAAUGGUAGAAACAGCCUUGACAAACCCUGCUACGCAAAAGGAGGUUCGCGCCCUAGAAGCUGAAAUUCAGUUGUUAAAGAAUCUGAAUCACGAGAGAGUUGUAACAUAUUUUGGAACUAAUCAUGAUUCAAAAUCGAUUUCAAUUUUUAUGGAGUAUAUGGCAGGGGGCUCGAUACACGAUAGACUCCACAGCGAAGGGCCAAUGAAGGAGAGCCAAGCAAGAAAGUACACAAGACAGAUAUUAGAGGGCGUCGCCUAUUUGCAUCACAACAUGAUUAUUCAUCGAGACAUCAAAGGUGCGAACAUCCUGAUAGACGCCACGGACAAUAUCAAAUUGAGCUUCGGAGCAUCGCGGAGACUUCAGACGAUUCGUACCCUGACUGGGUUUAAGUCGAUUCAUGGAACACCAUAUUGGAUGAGCCCAGAAGUCAUUAAUGGAGAAGGCUAUGGUCGCAAGGCCGAUGUGUGGAGUGUAGGUUGCACUGUUGUAGAAAUGCUGACAACAAAACCGCCAUGGGCCGAGCUUGAGCCAAUGGCAGCGCUCUUUAAAAUCGCAACCCAGCCGACAGAUCCUCAUGUGAAUUGUUCUCCAGUUGCAAACGAAUUCAUACGAGCUUGUCUUCAAAGGGACACAAAGGCUAGGCCUUCUGCUACAGAGCUACUGUAUUAUAAAUUUACUUCGAGUUUGAUGUCAAGUGCGUAAAUUAAGUUUGAUAAACUUUUUUAAAAUUAUUUUGCAUAUUUGUGUAUAUUAUGAUGAAUUCUUGUUGAAGAAGGUAGCCGGUAGCCAGAACCUUCGUUCUUAAGACUAUGACCAUUUUCUUGUUUUUUGGUGCGUCAUUGGAAUAUACUAAUAUGCUUGUAAUUGUUUUGAUCUUCCUUUACCUAAUUUCAUUUCUACCUUUCGGUACUACCUGUCCUCCAUGAUUUAGCUACAUUUCCCCCUUUUUUACAACCACUCGCCUUUUUUGGCCUCCUUUUAUCGUCUUCCAUCCCGCAUUUGUAUAUCCUCUGCCUUUCUUGGGGCCCUUUCCCUGAAGACCAUUCCGCAUCAAUAUUUUGUUACACUGAUAUUUGUUUCGCCAUGGUUAUUUCCAGCCUCUGUUUUGUUUAGUGUGCUUGUCCCGACCAGCGCCAUACUCAGCAGUAUGCGCAAGAUAUUUUUUCAAAAACCUUGAAAAGUUUAGUAAUAUAGAGGAUCAUUCUGAAUUCACAAUUUAAUCAUGUGAUAUUUAUAAUUGAAGUAAUUUGGUAGAAAUUUCAAAAUAGCAUUGCCUGCCAUCUUGUACUUUUGGAUGAAAGAAUUAAGCUUACCAUCGAAUGAUUAAAAUGUUGCAUUCUUAUAUUUGCCGCAAGAAAGCCAACGGACAAUGUAUGGUAAAUAGAAAAUUGAAAUUUCGAUUGAUUUUAGGCUUAGAUUGAUUCUUAGAUUAGACACAUGUUUUUUAGAUUGAGAAUGAUUAGGUUGCCAUUAAACUUGGAAAUAUUUCUCUGUCUUGGUAACACGAUACGCAUUCAUGCUUUAUUUUGUAUUUUUCUGUGCUUGACAGACGUCGCUUGAAUUUUAAGUAUUUUUGAUUGUUGAUAAGUUGUUAAUUUUUGUUCUUAGUGUAGAAAUAUUUAAUAUGUAAAUAUGUAAAAACCUUAUUUUUAUGAAUAUUAGGAAUUGAUAUUUGUUAA
Molecule: messenger RNA, 3380 nt
Organism: Rhopilema esculentum
Lineage: Eukaryota; Metazoa; Cnidaria; Scyphozoa; Rhizostomeae; Rhizostomatidae
Product: mitogen-activated protein kinase kinase kinase 2-like
Biological process (GO): protein phosphorylation
Molecular function (GO): ATP binding; protein binding; protein kinase activity
Source: RefSeq, a predicted model, not a curated record